Molecule: messenger RNA, 1033 nt
Organism: Oncorhynchus tshawytscha (Chinook salmon)
Lineage: Eukaryota; Metazoa; Chordata; Actinopteri; Salmoniformes; Salmonidae
Product: RING finger protein 227-like
Exons: 2
Coding region: 121-624 (167 amino acids)
Biological process (GO): protein ubiquitination
Molecular function (GO): ubiquitin protein ligase activity
Source: RefSeq, a predicted model, not a curated record
AGAUCCCUACCUCCCACGCACUUCCCCCUCUAAAAAAUCAAAACACACUGUAGCCUCAUAGUCUGAUCAUUCAGAUAGUUAAUUCUCGUUGAAUGAAACAGCACCCAAAGAGAAACAAAAAUGUGUUCAGAACAUGAGUGCGGAAUUUGUUACAGAAGCUACAACACGGAUUGUCGGUGUCCUCGUGAGUUACAGUGUAAGCACAUCUUUUGUGAGAGCUGUAUCGUGACUCUUUCUCGACCCUCGGUAUGUGAAGUGGAAUCCAGGAAGGAAUGUUCGCGGCAGGACAAGACAAUUGUUUGCCCACUGUGCCGGUACACAACGUCGGUCUCGGGUAAAGUGAGGGCAGCGCUUCGGGUAGACGAAGGUAUUCUUGAGCGCAUGGUGUCAUCUGGCGUACUAAGCAUGACAGACGACGAGGAGGAUCGUGAAGAUGAUGAGACUUCUCAUGAGAACUCAGCCGAGGAAAGGGACUCCUCUUCGGGUUCCGUAGUUGGAAGCUUCCGCCGUUCGCUGAGGCGCGUCUGGGGCAAAUUAACUCGGAAUAAUGACCAACGGAGAGCGGAUUGUAUGACUGAUGAGGACCUACGAGACCUUGCCAUGAUGUCAUGCUACAUCAUUUGAUGAGGACUUCGUUGGAAAAAAGUAAUCAGCUGCUGCUGCACCUGAUUGAUCAGAGAGAGGGCGUUGCUGUCCACGAGCCAACGCUACAGUAUUUAGAAUGUAGAAGACUGGCGGGUCCAGUUGGAGCAAGCAGGAAUAUAGCCUCUUCGCACCGGGAGACCUGUACACGUUGAUCUCCCGUUGCCGAAGUUGACAUCCCUUGCCCCGAAUAACAUAUUUACCAGCCCUAUGACUUUCCAUUUCCAAAGAUUAGAAUAAGUAUUUAAUAUUGUUGGUGCUAAGUUCACAAGCACAAACUUAAUAUAAUUCAAUAUGUAAUUCAGUGUAUUUACUUCAUUCACUUUCAUUGAUUGUGCAGUUUUUUUAGGCCUAUGUUUUGUUGUAAUAAAAGCAUAUAGGCAUACCAAUA